Messenger RNA from Amblyraja radiata (thorny skate), 1525 nucleotides. Its product is annotated as serine/threonine-protein phosphatase PP1-beta catalytic subunit. Gene Ontology annotation, biological process: regulation of circadian rhythm; circadian regulation of gene expression. NCBI's taxonomy places the organism in Eukaryota, Metazoa, Chordata, Chondrichthyes, Rajiformes, Rajidae. The coding region runs from base 74 to 1057 and encodes 327 amino acids. The transcript is spliced from 8 exons. Gene Ontology annotation, cellular component: cytoplasm; nucleus. The record is from RefSeq and is a predicted model, not a curated record. Gene Ontology annotation, molecular function: protein serine/threonine phosphatase activity.
UCUCUCUCUCUCUCUGUAUCCAGUAUACACAGGGUUACUCUCUCUCUCUCUGUGUCUGUACACUGGCGCUAAGAUGGCGGACGGGGAGCUGAAUGUGGACAGUCUGAUCGCCCGCUUGCUGGAGGUGCGAGGAUGUCGCCCUGGAAAGAUUGUACAGAUGACGGAGGCCGAAGUGCGGGGCCUGUGUAUAAAGUCACGGGAAAUCUUCCUCAGCCAACCUAUUCUCCUGGAGUUGGAAGCACCCUUGAAGAUCUGUGGUGACAUUCAUGGACAAUACACUGAUCUCCUGAGGUUGUUUGAAUAUGGAGGCUUUCCACCGGAAGCAAACUACUUGUUCUUGGGCGAUUACGUAGAUCGAGGGAAGCAGUCCCUAGAGACCAUUUGCCUCCUCCUCGCAUACAAGAUUAAAUACCCAGAGAACUUCUUUCUCUUGCGGGGAAACCACGAGUGUGCCAGCAUCAACCGCAUCUAUGGCUUCUACGAUGAGUGCAAGAGACGUUUUAAUAUCAAACUCUGGAAGACAUUUACAGACUGCUUCAACUGCCUUCCAAUUGCCGCAAUUGUGGAUGAGAAAAUCUUCUGUUGCCAUGGAGGACUGUCACCAGACCUGCAAUCGAUGGAACAGAUCCGCAGAAUCAUGAGGCCAACGGAUGUUCCUGACACAGGCUUGCUGUGCGACCUGCUGUGGUCAGAUCCUGACAAGGACGUCCAAGGCUGGGGCGAGAAUGAUCGCGGCGUCUCUUUCACCUUUGGAGCGGAUGUGGUCAGCAAAUUUCUGAACCGGCAUGAUCUGGAUUUAAUCUGCCGUGCCCAUCAGGUUGUUGAAGAUGGUUACGAAUUCUUUGCGAAACGCCAGCUGGUUACUUUGUUUUCUGCUCCGAAUUACUGUGGAGAAUUUGAUAAUGCCGGAGGAAUGAUGAGUGUGGAUGAAACAUUAAUGUGCUCCUUUCAGAUUCUGAAGCCUUCGGAAAAGAAGGCCAAAUACCAAUACGGCGGCCUGAACUCUGGCCGCCCUGUCACGCCCCCUCGCACGGCAAACCCACCCAAGAAGAGGUGAACAGCAAGGACACAGCCCUGAACACCUUACAUUUGUACACAGAGAAAGCUACCCGUAUACCCAUUCAUAUUCCAAUGUGUGUGUCCCGUAGGCACUCUGCCAGUCAUCUGCUACUGUCUGUCUGUCUUUGUGAGCCUCGAUGCUUGUAAAAAGAAAUAACCAAGUCUUUUUGAAAACUGUUUUCCAGUAAAUGCGCAGGUGUGGCAUAUUGUAAUGUAAAUCAAUGUACUACCGGUAACCAGUGAAUCUUAUUCAUAUUUUGUUUGGACUGGGAUGAAGGUUAGCUGAUCUAUGGCUGGGAUAAAGCACUCUACCUUCAAGCUUUCUCGAGCAUUCAUCUUUGACAUUUGCAAUGGUUAUAUCUGAAGUUGUGCAAGUGCGUGUUCAGGUUUGAUGGAGAGCCACCAAGAUUUGUUCAAAGGUCUGUUCAACUAGAAACUCCAUUAAAGCACUGGGGCCUUUCACACA